AUGGUCUUGGCCACCCGAAGAUAUUUGGCAAAUGCCGAGGGAUAAAUCAAAUUAAAAGCUUUUAUGUAAUUCGUGUUUCCUCAAGAAUGAGUCAGUAGGCAAUUAAGGGUGAAAUAAUCAAAAUACUUUACUAUAACGCUGGUUAUAAUUGGGAAUUCAAAUUCCUAGAGUCUUUUUCAUGGCUACCACAGCGGCUCCACCUACCGUUAUAACUGAUGAACAACGAAGAUGGGUUGUGACUGGAAUAUGUCUCAACAAACUUCUAACUCCAGUAUUAAGAAAUUUGCUUGGAAGAGAAAUUCCUGUUUGGUAUAAAAGUCUCUGCCUGCCACCAAGCUCAAUAAAUACACAGACUUUCGCAAAACACGAAAAAAAACUACAUCCCUCCAAUAUAACAUUAAAUUACGGCAAUAUUAAUAAGAAUUUUGUCAACCACAAAUCAAAGCAUAGUUCCUAUGAUUAUGCCGUCAAAGAUGCGAUAUCUCUCGCUAAGUUAUUUUUACAACCAUUCAUGGCAAAGUUCACUGGUUUUGACACAACCAUGGAUCUGUCAGCUGCGUUAACUCUUAUAUGUGAAUCUCACCCAUUUUACUCUUCCGGUGCAGCUGCUCAGGCAAAGAUAGUUCGUUCAGUUGUGAGAAAUGAAUGGGCGCAUUGUAAUUUUUCUCACUGGACGGAUGUAAAUUUCUUCGCGUGUAUACAGGAGAUCGAAUUACUUGUGAGGAAACUGAACAUGGCACCUGCUGAUGAAAAAGACUUUUUGGAUGAAUUGAAUAACUGGAAAAACAACGGUGUGCACCUUUGCUGUGGCCAGGCGGUUGACGCAGAUCUGUUAAAACUAAUCAGAAAUGAGUUUUCUCAACUUUUGCAUUCUGUGGAGUUAUGGCGAGAGGAAAAUCAAAAUAUCGAGGUACAAUUAAGAAAAGAGUUAAAUAACCUCGGACACCGGUUAGAAUCUCUUGAACGCCAUAUAGAUGAACGCCUAGAUUCGCGUGAUGAAAAAUCGCCUUAUCUUUUUAUGUUGCCGGACAGAGCAGAGUGGUUUUCUGGUCGAGAAUCUGAACUAAACAACCUGCACAGCCUUUUCAACGUCGGUGAUGAAGUCGAUGAACCUAAAGUUAAAAUUGUAUCUAUCUGCGGGUUAGGAGGAACCGGUAAAACAAGUCUUGCUGCUGAAUAUGCCCAUCGAAGGAAAGAUCGUUAUACUGGGGGAGUAUUUUGGUUCUCUGGCGAAAGUGAAGCUGCUUUUGCAAAGUCCGUAAAUGACCACGCAGCGUUCUUUGGAACUAUAACUGAAACAAAUCCUGAUGGAACCCUAACUCGUACCCUGAUUGAAAUUUCUAAAAUCCAACGACCUUGGCUCCUUGUCUUAGACGAUAUGGACGAAUACUCACUUUGCCACAACAUUAAGGUUCUGUUAUCUGGCCCGUGGAAACGUAGCGUGAGGGCAUCUGGUCAUAUCCUAAUAACCACAAGACGAAAACCAAAAUUGAUGAGUGAAACAAUUCCUCGAUUCCACGAGUCCGAGUGUCUUCAACUUGAAUGCUUCAAUGACAAAGAUGGUCUGCAGUUUAUUUCUAAAAGAACUGGCUUUUCUUUAGCUGAAGAAGCGGCAGUUUCAGCUUCUAGCCUGGUUAAGAUCCUUGGUGGACUACCGCUUGCACUGGAGCAGGCAUGCGCGUACAUCAGUCGUCUUCCCUGUACUCUCUCUGAGUAUUUAGAGCAGUACAAGAAGUAUUCCAUUGAACUGUUGCGUGCCGCUGAUGCAAGCCCUGCAUCCUUGUACGAAUCACAAGAAAGGUUGGCGGUUCGUACUACGUGGCUUCUUAAUUUUGAGUAUAUCAAGCAAAGUGAGAACGGCAGUUUUGCUGUUAGGUUCCUAAACGCAUGCGCCUUUUUCAAUCCUACUAAAAUACAGCAAGAACUUGUAAAUCCUGGAAAACCUCCAAUUGAAGACGACGGUUACCGUGACUACGUUGGCACCCCUCUGGGCUCAUUGCAUAUCUUGAAGUUGCUCUCCGACUUUUCCUUAUUCCGUAAAAAUAAGGAUUCUUCUCUUACUGUGCAUCGCUUAGUUUUGGAUGUUAUAAAAGGAAAACUCAGGUCUGAUGGUGAGGAAGUGUUGGCUUUGGUGGAUGCAAUAAGUAUGUUGUCUUUUGGUUUUUCGAAAUGCCCUUCUCCUGAUGAUUUAUUAUUACAUCAGGAUAUUAACACCCAACGUGAAAGAGUUUCCAAUCUUUCAAUUAAUCCCACUCUCUUUUGUUUGUGGCAAACGCUGUGUCUGCACGCACAAGAAGUGGUGACGAUUUUAAAGUCGUUUCAGGUUUUAGAUGAAAGAGUAAUUUUGCCGGAAACUGCGAAAAUAGUUUAUGAAUGUGCUCUUGAUCUUAAUGUUAGAAGCAAAGUUCUUGAUGCCAUGCGAUAUAUGACAUUUGCGCACAAAAUAAUGAUUCAUGUGAAAGAAGGAGGGGAUUUGGCAGCUCUCUUUCCCCAUAAAGUGCCUCUUCAUGAAAAUAUACGACGGUAUAUUUUCUAUUCGUGUAUGACACCCUACAUUACCACUGAUUCAACGUCUCCUGAUAAGCAAAAGCAAAAAGGUUCCAAACAUAAAAUGGAACAAAUGCAAAUUUUAGGAUAUAAACAUUUCGAGAAUGGCCAAUUUAACCAAGCCAUCGAAAUGUACACUUCUGCAAUGGCAGAAUUUACUCAGUUUGAUCCUGAACUUCUUCACAACCGCGCGGUAGCUUACAUGGGCUUAGAGCAGUAUGAGAAUGCCCUAACUGAUACAGAAAAUUACAUUUCACAGCGGCCAAAGUAUUGGCUAGGUUUUGCAAUUAAAGCAUUAGCUUUGCAUGGGUUGAACAGAGCUUGGGAAGCCAGCAGUUUUGCAGCUUUGGCGUUUUAUCAUAAUCGAAACAUAUUUUCUGAGUAUAAGCCUUUCAAGUUGACGUUUUCAGGACUGAAGGAUCGAAUACAAAUUUGUAACUCGUCCAGUCAACUUAAUAAGUGUCUUUCGAAUGUACUGUCCGGUUCUAAAGCUUCGCCUGAAAUCCCUGGUAAGAUAAUUUUGAUAGAAUCCGGCGUUUAUCGUGUGCGUUUAUCUUACGCAGUAUCAGUUGACAAUUGCAUUUUGCUCGGAACUGACAAAUUGACAUCGAGUGUAGAACUCAACUUUAAGGAUUUAAUUUGCAUUUUGGGAAAACAGGUUAUGGCUGCAAAUGUAUCUCUUGUUUUUUCUAAGGGUUACUGCAUAAGCACAUGUAUCUCGAUUUCUUCCUGGUAUAGCUGCUCAUUUACAUGUACCUUAGAAGAGGGUCCCUACACCUUUUAUUCCCUGGGGUGUGAUACGUUCAACGGCUGUUUCUUCAAAAAUAGCAAAAGUCCCGGUUUGACUGUUCAGGGCAAAGCAGAUGUUAAUCAUUGUGUUUUCUCAGGAGGUGAGUACUCAGGGAUUAAUGUGUCUACUGGUGGCUGUGUAAAUGUUAAAGGGAGUGAAAUACAUGGCAAUGAUAUUGGUUUGUACUUUGCCCGGGAACCUCUCUCUUGUACUGUUGCAUAUUGCAAUAUUCUUGAUAACAAACGCCAUGGUAUUUAUGUAACACUCGGCACUUCUAAUGUCAGCAUAGAUAAUUGUCGAAUAUACCACAAUGAUCACAAUGGCGUUUUUCUUGAAGAAAGUUCCUCCGCUUCCGUUUCCAACUGUGAGAUUUUCGAAAACGGGUGGCAGGGCAUUUCCACAAUUGGUAACAGCCGUUGCACUGUUCUUCGGAAUAAGAUAUAUGGAAAUAAGUCUGGGGGUGUCCAAGUGGUUCCGGUGGACCAACGUAAGCCAGUACCUCCGUCGAUUGUUAAAGAAAAUGAGAUAUUUGACAAUCAUGGAUUUGGAAUAUAUUGCGAAAUGAUGUACGAAGACACACCAUCCGACACAAGCCUGAGUUUGAGUAAAGAUGCCUUUGUCGAGUAUAUACGUUAUCUUCAAAAUAGCGGAAAAUUAUUGAAAGCAGAAUGCAUUGAGAACACUUGUUAUGAAAACGAAUCCACCUGUUCAUCAAUUUCCACAAAUGAUAUAACAACUUAUGUUGAUUUUUGCUCUCAUUGUCGUAAGAGAUGUUCCCACACAUGCCGCAAUUGCUAUUUUACCGCUUAUUGCAAUAAAGAAUGCCAAAAGAGCGAUUGGAGAAAACAUAAAAAAGAAUGUCGCGCUAUUUUAGAAAGAUCUACCAUUUGCAUUUCUACUUCUCCGGAUAGCUGUAUGAUUAUAGAACACAAUAUGUACGUCCCAUCUUUCUCACCUCAGCAUCCUGGUGUUGAACCAAAGGGACCAAUGCAUGCUUGCAAACCUAAGGCUGGGGAACGAUUCUUGGUGAAGAUACUAGCAGCCGACGAUAAAUGGCAUGUGAAUGUAGACGGACCUAUGUUCUCUAUUUGCGAUCGCAGCCUGACUAUAAAUGGUCGCAUUGAUCACAGGCGUUAUCCCGAACUAUACAACAUCAUCUUGCAAUGUGGUGUGAACAGUACCCUUGUUCAGGGUUGGAAAAAGAAAUUUUUCUGGGCGUUGCUUCAUGAAAAAGACCAGGGUAUGCUUCGUGUAUUCAUUACCGAGUUGCCGAAAAAUGAGAAUUGGUGAACACUGGGUUUUAAAGUUAACAUGAAAAUUGUAAAUUCCAAGAAGUCAUGAACUUACUGUACGUCACCUUUAUUUGAACACUCGAGGAAACAUGGUUAAUCGAUUUUUUACAAUUAAUUUUCACUAGAAAGUAAAAAUUCAGUCAGUCAAUCACAGCGGUUUUGUGCACUUACUUACCAUGUCGCUGAUAGACAUGCAUGCUGUUCUUAGUUAAAUGUCGGAACCAUUGGCUAAUUUCUGCUAUAAAACAGUACUAACAACAUGUAACAUCAUGUCUGCAUGUCAGAUAUAUGGCUGAAAUGAAAAACUUUAACGAAGCCAUCGAAAUGUAGCCUAUUGGAUUGGCAUAAAUUACCUACAGCUUAUACAAUUUACUAGCUUAUUAUUCAACCGUAUAUAGCUUUCUGUAUUAGGGUACAAGCCACUCAGAUAUAUACUGAGAUUGAAGAAUGCAUCUCCCUUUGGAGAUGCAUCUCCCCCGGACGUAAAAGUCUAAAUCCUUUUGUCUAAAUGUCAUAAUUGAAGUUUUAGUAAGAACUUUUGACCCAUGUGUAAAAUAAUAAAAAUUUAGAAACAUUUAAAGUUUUCCACGGGUAAAGAAUCACGUAAGUGGAAAGCAGCCUUGAGAACGUUUGAAAAACUACACGUAAUGGCCAUGGCCAAUGGUUCGAAUUAGUUUUUCACCCUUUCACAUCGAAUUUAGGCUUCCACCAAACAAUAUCAAAUUAAGUUUAGAGUUCAACAUGGCCGUCCUUAGCUUCAGUUAUUUAUUAUAUAUUGUAGAUGCCUGCUCCAGUUUUAGAAUAUAUCAGUGGUAUGCACUCUGUGGUUGUUUUUGUCAAAAAAUGUUUAGUUUAUAAACAGUUAAAUGAUCGAUGACGCUAAAUGAAUAAAAUAUUCUAUUCAAUUUUGUAUUCAUAUUAUCCAUUUAAAUUACCACAAUUUAUUAAUAGUUUUAUCCAUGUGAUGAAGAUAUUGAAAAAAUGAAGUGAAUUUAAGAAGUGCUAGGCCUAUAUUUAUAUUAUAUUCCCUUGUCAAUAGAUGUUCCACUAGCACUCAGUUUCUGACCUGCAAUAAUAUAAAAUACGUUGAUUCUCAACUUUAUCUAUACUUGGUAAAAAUACAAUGACUGCCUAUUAGAAUGACACAUUAUAUAACUUGUCACGUUCAUUAUUUAAGGAUCAAUGCACUCUGCAUGUGAGAAAUUUUAUUACUAUGUCAGUCUUUAGAAAUUUAUUGUUUUCACAGUCAAUGAACACCAAAAUAUUAUCAUAGGAGGACGAAUUGUUAGGCUGGUUACGCUACUGCUUGCAUAUGCGUCAAGAACCCUCUCACUUCGCGAACAGAAAUACUCAACAACCGAAAAAGAAGCAUUAGCUUUUGCUUUUGACACAGCUCAUGCAUU
Dendronephthya gigantea is the source of this 6032-nucleotide messenger RNA. RefSeq lists its product as uncharacterized. The record is from RefSeq and is a predicted model, not a curated record. Gene Ontology annotation, molecular function: ADP binding; protein binding. Lineage: Eukaryota; Metazoa; Cnidaria; Anthozoa; Malacalcyonacea; Nephtheidae. Bases 179 to 4627 code for a protein of 1482 amino acids. The transcript has 5 exons.